Messenger RNA from Saccharomycodes ludwigii, 936 nucleotides. It is a transcript of the gene RPP0, whose product is annotated as 60S ribosomal protein uL10. The coding region runs from base 1 to 936 and encodes 311 amino acids. Gene Ontology annotation, molecular function: structural constituent of ribosome; large ribosomal subunit rRNA binding. NCBI's taxonomy places the organism in Eukaryota, Fungi, Ascomycota, Saccharomycetes, Saccharomycodales, Saccharomycodaceae. The transcript has a single exon. Gene Ontology annotation, biological process: cytoplasmic translation; ribosome biogenesis; ribosomal large subunit assembly. The record is from RefSeq and is a predicted model, not a curated record. Gene Ontology annotation, cellular component: cytosolic large ribosomal subunit.
AUGGGAGGCGUCCGUGAAAAGAAAGCUGAAUACUUUGCUAAGUUAAGAGAAUUGUUAGAAGAAUACAAAUCUGUCUUCGUUGUUGGUGUUGACAAUGUUUCUUCCCAACAAAUGCAUGAAGUUAGAAAGAAUUUGAGAGGUAAGGGUGUCGUUUUGAUGGGUAAGAACACCAUGGUUAGACGUGCCAUCAGAGGUUUCUUGAGUGAAUUACCAGAUUAUGAAAAAUUGUUGCCUUUUAUCAAGGGUAAUGUUGGUUUUAUUUUCACCAAUGAAUCUUUGAAAGAUAUCAAGGAUGUUAUCAUUUCCAACAAGGUUGCUGCUCCAGCUAGAGCCGGUGCCAUUGCUCCAGAGGAUAUCUGGGUUCUUGCUGUUAACACUGGUAUGGAACCAGGUAAGACUUCCUUUUUCCAAGCCUUGGGUGUUCCAACCAAGAUUGCCAGAGGUACAAUUGAAAUUGUUUCUGAUGUCAAGGUUGUUGAAGCCGGUAAAAAGGUUGGUGCUUCUGAAGCCUCUUUGUUGAAUUUGUUGAACAUUUCUCCAUUUACUUAUGGUUUAACUGUUGUUCAAGUUUACGAUAAUGGUCAAGUUUUCCCACCUUCCAUUUUGGAUAUCACCGAUGAAGAAUUGGUUUCCCAUUUUGUUUCUGCUGUUAGCACCAUUACCACCAUUUCCUUGGCUUCUGGUUAUCCAACUUUGCCAGCUGUUCCACACUAUAUCAUCAACAACUACAAAGAUUUAUUGGCCGUUGCAGUUGCAACCAAAUAUGUCUUCCCAGAAGUUGAAGAUUUGUUUGACAGAUUGGAAAACCCAGAAAAAUAUGCCGGUGCUGCUCCAGCUGCUGCUGCCGCUGCUGAAACCGAGGCUGCCGAUGAAGAAGCUCCAGCUGAAGAAGCAGAAGAAUCUGAUGACGACAUGGGUUUCGGUUUGUUUGAUUAA